UUUUGCAUAAAUCAAGCUCAUUCGUUUUCUCCUUCUCUAUCCAAAAUCAAAUGGCUUCGAUCGGCUUCUUUGAAGCAUUCAUUGCUUUCCUCUGUUUUCUCAUAUUCUCAUACUUUCUCAUCAAGAAACCCUUUUAUUACUUCCUCAUCAAGAAAACCUUACAAAGCUACCCCUGGAACUGGCCGGUUCUUGGGAUGUUUCCGGGUCUGCUUGUGAGAAUGAACCGGAUCUAUGACGGCGUGGAGGUUCUCGAGAACUCCAACCUGACGUUCCCAUUCAAAGGACCAUGGUUCACUGAAAUGGAUAUAUUAGUCACGGUUGAUCCAUCUAAUAUUCGUCAUAUAAUGAGCUCAAACUUCUCCAACUACCUCAAAGGUCCAAAGUUCCAAGAGAUUUUUGAUGUUUACGGAGACGGGAUAAUGAACGUAGACGCGGAGCGAUGGAAUGAACUGAAGAAGUGUUAUCAAGCCAUGGUCCAUCGUCAAGGGUUCCAAAACUUUGCAAUAAACACCACGAGAAAUAAACUCAAAGACGGACUUUUGCCUCUUUUUAGUCGUUUUGCAGAGGAAGGGACGGUCUUCGACUUGCAGGAUGUGUUCCAGAGAUUCAUGUUCGAUACAACCCUAGUUACAGUUACCGGCUCUGAUCCUCAAUCUCUCUCCAUUGAAAUGCCAGAGGAUGAGUUCAUGAAAGCUCUCAGAGAUGUUGAAGUAACGAUCUUGUAUAGGCAUCUUAUACCAAGAUUCAUAUGGAAGCUGCAAUACCGGAUGGGAUUGGGACAAGAGAAGAAGCUGAGAGAAGCUGAUGCCACCUUUGAACGUAUGUCUGAAAAAUACAUAUCGGCUAAGAGAAAUGAAAUACGAAAAGGGUUUCAUCAUGAUCAUUCCGAUAAAAAUGGAGAAGCAGAGGAUGUUUUAACGUUCUUCAUGAAGCUUGAUGUAACCAAGUACGAACUCUUGGACCCUAUUGAUGAUAGAUUCCUCAGAGAUGUCAUAUUGGGUUUCAUUGUUGCGGGGAGAGAUACUAUUGCAUCCUCACUCACUUGGUUCUUCUGGCUUCUGUCUGAAAACCCUAGAGUGGUGGCUAAGAUUCACCAAGAGAUCAACACAAAUCUACCAAGAUUUGUCGGAAGUGGUCUGGAGAGACCGUCUCAUGACCCCGCAGAGCUGAACAAAUUGGUGUAUUUACAUGGCGCAUUGUUAGAAUCAAUGAGGCUUUACCCACCAAUUCCGUUCCAGCGCAAGUCAGCAAUCAAACCAGAUUUUCUUCCAAGUGGGCAUAAAGUGGAUGCAGACUCAACGAUCAUUAUCUUUCUCUAUGCGAUGGGGAGGAUGAGAGCGAUUUGGGGAGAAGACGCAGCAGAGUUCAAACCAGAGAGAUGGGUUUCCGAAACCGGAGGAUUAAGACAUGAGUCUUCUUACAAGUUCUUUUCAUUUAAUGCCGGACCAAGAGCUUGUCUUGGUAAGCAUAUAUCUAUGAUCCAGUUGAAAACGGUGGUUUUGGAGAUAUUACAAGACUAUGACAUUGAGGUCCUAAAGGAACAGAAGAUUGAGCCAUACCCUGGUGUUAUUCUUCGUAUGAAGAAUGGGCUUAACGUCACAGUUAAGAAUAGAUGCUAAUCAAUCAGCUUGUAAUAACGAGAUAGAUUAAAUCAUGUUUCUUAUAUGAUUGAUGAAAUAAAUAUA
Messenger RNA from Camelina sativa (false flax), 1685 nucleotides. Lineage: Eukaryota; Viridiplantae; Streptophyta; Magnoliopsida; Brassicales; Brassicaceae. The record is from RefSeq and is a predicted model, not a curated record.